Aphanomyces astaci is the source of this 13195-nucleotide messenger RNA. RefSeq lists its product as hypothetical. The coding region runs from base 43 to 13158 and encodes 4371 amino acids. The record is from RefSeq and is a predicted model, not a curated record. Gene Ontology annotation, molecular function: minus-end-directed microtubule motor activity; dynein light intermediate chain binding; ATP binding. Gene Ontology annotation, biological process: microtubule-based movement. NCBI's taxonomy places the organism in Eukaryota, Oomycota, Saprolegniomycetes, Saprolegniales, Verrucalvaceae. Gene Ontology annotation, cellular component: dynein complex. The transcript has 30 exons.
CCCCGUGAAAGGACACCACCGUGCUGAGCGUGUGUCGCGAUCAUGAGCAGCGGCGGCGGGGUUCCUCCAUCGGACCAGCAACAACCGACGUCGGCUAGAGUAUCGCCAGAAGCGUGGGACGACCUGGAGACGUUCAAGGCGCUGUCGAGAGGUCGUGUGGAUCCGUUGACUGACCCGUUGUUGCAAGCCACGACGGAACUGAAGCGAAGUCCGGUGCGCAAAGUGCGGCUGGACAUUCUCCAGAGCUCGCUGGCGAGUCGAUUGGAGGGUGGCAGUUCGUCAAGUCCGAUUCGAAAAAAGCUCAAGAAGCACACGUCGAGCGACCCGUUGGAGACGUUGCCGGUAGGCCCCAAUCUUGCUGUCGCGCUGGGGCCCCUGGGGUCGUUCCAUGGCUCCAGACGUCCCAGUAGCACCAGCAGUCCGUUCGCCCACCUAGACUCCAAACCCUCCCCCGUCGUUGGUUCGUUUCUGAACGGUGGAGCGGGUAGUAGUAGUAGUAGCGGUUCCUCCUUUGGCGACGAAGAGCGAACGUACUGCACGCUGAGCGAUCGCAUUGGGUGCCACUACACCCCCACGUCCCGCGCAUUGACCAAGCAAGAGGUUGCACGGGUGGCCAAUAUGUUGGUGGCGCAUCCAAAGCCAGACAAGCAAACUCCCCUCGCGGGCUCACCCAAGAAACGGGAAUUCAUCGCCAAGUCUCCAGCCUUGGAGCGGACGCUAGGCCACCGGAUGUCGAGUGUUGGCGACGACGAAAUUGCCAAUGCGGAAAGUCUGCCGUCGCUUUCAUCCGACGGCGGAACCAAACCAGUAUCGCUUUUCCCCGAAGGCUCUCGAGCGUUCAGCCGGCAUGUCAACUCGUCCAACGCCAGCCAUACUUUUAAAGUACCCAGCCCAACGCACAGCCCCACCAAGCGUGAUCCGAUUCGCCUCAACUUGCCCAAGUCGUCGACUCUCCAUCAUCAUAGUUUCCACGUCAAGGCGAAAACCGUGCUGGAACCUCUCACCCCCCGCACGUUGCAAGUCGACGCCCACUUGUACCAAUCGACCAAAGCCAACUUUUGGAAAGCGGUCGAAGCCAACGUUUCCAGUGUCACGCCCAUGAACCCCCGGUGGCCCGUAGAAAUCCUCCAUCGCCUCCAGCUCCCCCCGCCUGCCUUCCGCCACGUCCCCGACCUCCUCGCGCAACACACCGCCAUUUGCGAGUCCAUGCUUGGAGCAAUGCUAGACGAAGCCAACGUCGACUAUACCGCCGCCGUGGCACGCGCCAUGGUGCAAUAUGCCCUUCUAGACGACCGCCAGGCUGCGAUAAUGGGCAUCGUGCCGUCCUAUUUGCACGCAGCGUCGCAGUGGUGGACCAGUGACUUGUACUCCUCGUUUAAGUGGCGCGUGCUGCGGCAGACGCAUGUGAACCGGGACGCGGUGAAAGAAUGCGCCGAGUACGUCGAAGUAUUUUUACAUACGGCAGAUCCCGCGUUGCUGUCCCUGCAGGCGCAGUGGUUGCUUGAAGGCCCACCGGCGGAAUGGGAGAGCCGAGACGGCCUGCCUUGGACGCCAUAUGCGCAGCUGCUUUGGACGGACGUGCAGUCGCCGUCGUUCCGCGCGUCGCUGCCUCGCACCGUGGCCAGCUUUGUCGACCACAUGACUCGCCGCGUCGAAGUCGUCAAGGACUGUCUGCGCACGCACUGGAUCACCUCGAGUGCGAAAAAGGUGGACGCGUGCUUGCCUCCCGUGGUGGCUGUGACACCGUCGUCGAUUAUCAACCCUGCAUCCCCCGCGAGCAAACCUCAAAAUGGCAUGAAACUGGCGUCCGGGGGCCACCAAUCCAGUUUGGCGUCAUUUCGGUCGAUGCAUUCCCAUCAACCCAACCACCCCCACCACCGCCACGCCGUGACCACCACCGAUGACGACAACGACGUGCUCGUGGAAGACGAUUUGUUUCUGUACAAUCACCACAUUGGCGUGCUCAACGCGGCGUCGGUGCUCAUGUCGCGGCAGCUGCGAAGCAACGUGGAUGCGUCCGUGACUGCGUUUCUAGAGUUCUUUGACCAGUGUGCGCAGGACUACGGCGAGGCCAUCCUCGCCUUGGAGGUUGUGUGUACCUCGACCUCCAAGGCGUCCACCACGGGGGACUUGCACCUGGCGUCGGGGUCGGCUUUGGUUCGAUUGGACCCGCCUGCGUCGGUCGUCCAAGAGCGAAUUUUAGCAUGUGUGACACUGUUGGUCGAAGCCGCGAGCAUAUUUCCUCGCAUCGAUGCCCAGACCAGCGUUCCCGCUCGCAUUCGCAACAAGGCUGUGCUAGGGCCAUGUACGCUCACGUCGGAUGAUUCGUUUGUCGUGGCUUCGAAAAAGCAAAUUGCCGCUGCGAUGACCACCCAUUUAGCCCAAGCCGGUCGCGUUCUGGACGCGUUCAUGCCAUUUCAAGUGUUGCUAGACGGGUCGUUGGAGCAGCGGUUAACGUUGUUGGUGGAGCUGCCACCUCUGGAUUUGGCCUUGCUUGGCAUCGAGUUGAAGGCGCUGCAGGACUUGGACACGUCGAUCCAGUCAUUGAUUCAAGAUCACUACUACUUUCCCAUGUUUGCCGUGUAUUGCGUCGACGCCAAGGACGUGCUGCGACAGCGUGUGAAGGACCUGUCGCAUGUGUUGUUGGCGGCCGCGUCGGCGGAAAACAUCCGCCGCAUGACGGCGAUGGGCCAAACGUACGAGCAAACGGUGCAGACGCUGAUGGCGGACCCGCUCGACUCGGCCGAGCUCAAGACGUUGCAGACGUUUUACGACUCCAGCAUGGCCACGUUCGCGGCGUUGCACGACGAGUUGUACACCAACGUGUGCGUGUCGGUGCGGUUCCUGAAAGAGCACGCGUUUCAAAUGUCAAGGGAGGAGGUGCAGCUGUUCUUUAUGACGUUUCGGUGGCCAGACACGGUGGUCAACUUUCAGCGCAAGAGUCUUGAGCGCCAGCGAGAUCGAAAACGGGAGCUUGAGCUGGUCGUCGAUGCCCGGCAAGAACACCUCACAACUACGUUUGGAACGUGCCAAAAGAAGAUUGAAAAGCUGCGGGAAGCAGGCAACAUGCAGGACGCGGCCGCCGUCACCAAGCGGAUUGAGGCCGUGAUGAAGUUAAUCGCAGACAUUGACGACGAAGCGCAAAAGAUCCGAGACCAGCAGACGAUUCUCGACAUGACGCCCCCCACCGACAACGACAAGAUGAUCAAGGAGUUGCAGGAGAUGCUCAUGCCAAUGGAGAAACUGUGGACGACCGUCGCUCAAUUCACCGACCAAAUCAACUUGUGGCGUGGCCAGCCUCUAUACCUGGUGAAUGCUGAAGACGCCGAGAAAGAAGCCGACGGAUUCCGCCGCAACAUUGUCAAAGUGAUCAAGGAGUGUGAAAAGGUAGGCGACGUCCUGGACGCCCCCGUGGCGGUCGCUCGCCAGGCCAAGAAGAUGCUCGAUGAAAUGCUGGAAAGCCACGUUCCCCUCAUGCAUCUCAUCUGCACGCCCGCGCUGUGUCCGCGACACUGGGACGAGAUUGAAGGCAUCACAAAACUCAACCUGCACCCGCCAUCGGGGGACAUGACAUUGAACCACAUGCUCGAAGUCGGAUUGCAAAAGUUCACGGCCCAAAUCGAGGACAUUUGCGUCGGCGCUGCCAAGGAGUACUCGCUCGAACAAGCCCUGGACAAGAUGGAGCGAGAGUGGGAAGGUGUCGAGUUCCAUACAAAACCAUAUCGCACCACAGGCACGUCCAUCUUGUGUGCGACGGAUGAAAUGCAGCAACAGCUGGACGACCACAUGGUGAAAAUUCAAUCGAUACGUGGCAGCCGGUACAACAAGCCAUACUUGGAGCGCAUUGGGCGAUGGGAGAAAAUCCUCGUAUCGAUUCAAGACAUUACCGACCAAUGGCUCAAGGUUCAAGCUACGUGGUUGUAUUUGGAGCCUAUUUUCAGUAGCGACGACAUCAUGCGGCAAAUGCCCACCGAAGGAAUGCUGUUCAAACGAGUGGACAGCACGUGGCGGCAAAAUAUGGACGACACGAUCGCCGAGCCGGAAGCAACCAAAGUUGCCCAGCGCAAGGGACUGCUGGAUACGCUGGUGCAGUCCAACGCCGACCUCGAGACGAUUCAAAAAGGACUCAACGAAUAUUUGGAAACGAAGCGGCUGUACUUUCCCCGGUUUUUCUUCCUCUCGAACGACGAACUACUGGAAAUUUUGGCCGAAACCAAGGACCCGCUGCGGGUGCAACCGCACUUGAAGAAAGCGUUUGACGGGAUCAACUUGUUGGAGUUCCAGCCAAACAUGGACAUCACGGCCAUGCUAAGUCCCGAGAACGAAAAAGUACCUUUUCUGUUUGACAAGAUUGCGCAAAGUCAAAUCAACCCCAACGCCACGGGCGGCAACGUGGAAAUUUGGCUCCAAGAGGUGGAAACGACAAUGCGCAAGAGCGUGGCGUACCACGUGGACUUGAGCAUGGCAGACUACCCCAAGCAAGAUCGAUUGCAAUGGGUGCAGCAGUGGCCCGGUCAAGUUGUGUUGGCCAUCAACCAGACCGUGUGGACCGCGCAAACCGAAGCCGCCCUCGUGGGGGGCAGCAACUUGGACCCGAUGAAAGCGCAUUUGCAGAUGCUUCGAUCCGAAUUGUUGCGCACGGUUGAGCUCGUGCGCGGCGAACUGCCCAAGCUAACGCGCAUUACGCUGGGCGCCCUUGUAGUCAUGGACGUGCACAACCGUGACACGAUCGCCGAAUUGGUGGACAAGAAGAUCUCGGACAAGUCGGAAUUUGAUUGGCUCGCUCAACUUCGGUACUAUUGGGUCGCGGGGGGCACGUCGGCCUUGACUGGGAAGCCUGGCACGAUGCAGUGUCGCAUGAUCAACACGCUGGCCCUGUAUGCAUUUGAAUACUUGGGAAAUUCCAUGCGGCUGGUGAUUACGCCGCUCACGGAUCGGUGUUAUCGUACGCUUAUGGGGGCCAUUCAUUUGAACUUGGGGGGCGCGCCAGAAGGUCCCGCGGGGACGGGCAAGACGGAAACCACCAAAGAUCUAGGCAAGGCGAUUGCAAUUCAAUGCGUGGUCACCAACUGCUCGGACGGGCUCGACUACUUGGCCAUGGGCAAGUUCUUCAAGGGACUGGCAUCCAGCGGUGCGUGGGCGUGUUUUGAUGAGUUCAACCGCAUCCAACUCGAAGUCUUGUCAGUGAUCGCGCAGCAAGUUCUGUGUAUUCAAAUCGCCAAAGCACAAAAAGCUGUUACGUUCAUGUUUGAAGGCACGCUGUUGAGUCUCAACCCGACGUGCUGUCCAUUCAUUACCAUGAAUCCAGGGUAUGCCGGAAGAGCCGAACUACCCGACAACCUCAAAGUACUCUUUCGAACCGUGGCCAUGAUGGUUCCAGAUUAUGGCAUGAUUGCCGAAAUCAUGUUGUACUCGUACGGAUAUAUGGACGCCAGUGCCUUAUCCAAGAAAAUCACGACCACCUACACGUUGUGUUCGGAGCAAUUGAGUUCCCAGUCCCAUUACGAUUAUGGUAUGCGAGCGGUCAUGGCGGUGCUACGCGCGGCGGGGAACCUAAAGCGAAGCGAGGGACAUUUGAAAGAAGAUACGUUGGUCUUGCGAUCGAUCAUCGACGUCAACUUGCCCAAGUUUUUGUCGCCCGACGUGCCCUUGUUCAACGGCAUCACGUCAGAUUUGUUCCCGGGUAUCAUCGUGGAGCCCCCCGAUCGCACCGAUAUGUUGGAGGCCAUCCACCACGUGUGCAGUCAAAUGGGCCUGCAAGCCGUACCCAACUUUAUCGAAAAAGUUAUUCAAAUCUACGAAAUGAUGAUCGUUCGCCACGGGUUUAUGGUUGUGGGCAUGCCGUUCUCUGGCAAAUCCAGUUCGUGGAAAGUGCUCGCUGAUGUGCUCGACACAUUGCAUAAAAAAUUCCCAAAUGACGUGAGGUACACCUCUGUGGUGGUGUCUGUGAUCAAUCCAAAGAGUGUGACCAUGGGGCAGCUGUACGGCCAAUUCGACGACGUGUCGCACGAGUGGACGGACGGCGUGCUGGCCAUCAACUACCGGAACCUGGCGACGUCUCCGACCCCGGACCGCAAGUGGCUCUUGUUCGAUGGACCCGUGGACGCUGUGUGGAUUGAAAACAUGAACACGGUGCUGGACGACAACCGAAAACUCUGUCUCAUGAGCGGCGAAAUCAUCGCCAUGAGUCCCGUCAUGAGCAUGAUGUUUGAGCCGAUGGAUCUGCUGGUGGCAUCCCCUGCGACGGUGUCCCGCUGCGGCAUGAUUUACAUGGAGCCCGAGCAGCUAGGGUGGCAGCCCCUCGUCGAUUCAUGGCUUGACCUAACGACAAUCCCCCCCAAAGAUCCCACGGAUCGCAAGCUGUACCUAACAGACGACCAGCGUGCGACCGUUCGAACUCUCACGAGCUGGCUCGUGGAACCAUGUCUCUGCUUUGUGCGCAAAGAGUUGAUUGAACUCACGACAACCGUGGACGCCAACUUGAUUCAAAGCUUGCUGCAUAUUUUUGAGGCGGAAAUGCUCAACGUAAAGGCCGCGGAUGUGGGCACGAAGAAGGGGUUACAGCACCUCGAAAGUCUCUUUGUGUUUGCGUUGACGUGGUCCAUUGGAGCUACAUCCUCUACAGACGGGCGCACGCGCUUUUGUGAGUUUCUGCGCGCGUACAUGGAGUCGAUGCAAGUACUCACAACCAAGUUUGUGAUUGUUGGCCGUGCACUUCAAGUUCGCAACUGGACCAAACCCACUGCAUUUGACACAUACACGUUGGCAUCUCCACUGCCCACCAAGGGCAACCUCCACGACUACAUGUACGCAGUAGACGACGCCAAGUGGAUUCGGUGGGAGGACACUUUGAAAGAGUAUACGAUUCCACCCGCCAGUCCGUUCAGUGCGAUCGUUGUGCCCACGACGUACACGGCUCAGCUCGAGUGUCUUGUGACCCUACUUGUCACGUGCAAACGCAAAGUGCUCGUGUGUGGUCCCACCGGCACGGGCAAAAGUUGCUACCUCAACGGUAUCUUGAACGAGAAGCUGUCGGCAGAGCACUUUUCGGUCAUCAUGCUGUCGUUCUCGGCGAAAACGUCGGCCUAUAUGACCCAAAAUAUCAUUGACGGCAAGUUGGACAAGCGACGAAAAGGCGUGUACGGCCCCCCCGUUGGCAAAGAUGGGAUCAUCUUUGUGGACGACCUCAACAUGCCUCAAAUCGAAACGUACGGCGCGCAGCCACCGAUCGAACUCAUGCGGCAAUUUGUCGACUCGGGUGGGUGGUACGAUCUCAAGGAAAUGACGUGGCAAAAAAUCGUCGACACGAUCGUGGUCACGGCCAUGGGUCCCCCGGGGGGGGGGCGCAACACGAUCAGCCCCCGGUUCCAACGUCAUUUCAACGUGUUUUGCUUUUCCGAGUUUGACGAUGCCACGCUCGUCCGGAUAUUCUCUACCAUCGUCGCAUGGUAUUUCAACAGCGGGCCGUUUCUUCCGGAAAUCCGAAAGCUAGCGGACGCGGUCGUGGCGGCGACGUUGGAAACGUAUCAAAACGCCAUGAAAGUACUAUUGCCGACGCCGAAAAAGUCGCAUUAUACGUUCAACUUGCGCGACUUUUCGCGUGUAAUCCAAGGCAUCAUGCUCAUCCCUGCGUCGGAUGACUUUAAUACCACGGGAUUGGUCAAACUGUGGGUGCACGAAUCGCUGCGGGUGAUUGGGGACCGCCUCAUUGACGACGAAGGCCGGGCGUGGUUUUGCGAGUUUCAGCGCAAGAUGGUGGCCAAGCACUUUAGUGCCAACUUUGACAAAGUGUUUGUGUCGUUGAAACGGGGGCGAGACAACGGGGGCGCCAUUACCCCUCAGGAUAUGCGCAACCUGUUUUUUGGCGACUACCGAGACCCGGAUGCCAACCCGCGACUGUACAAGGAAAUCGACGUGUCGUGCAGUGCCGAAGUGGAUGGCAUCGCCCAGUUAAUUGCGUGCUUGGAUACAUACUUGGGCGAAUUCAACGCCGUGUCUCGUAAACCCAUGAACUUGGUCAUGUUUUUGUUUGCGAUCGAGCACUUGAGUCGCAUUGCACGGGUGCUCAAGAUGCCGCGGGGAAACGCGCUACUCGUGGGCGUGGGGGGCAGCGGCCGGCAGAGUCUGACGCGACUCGCGGCUUUCAUCAUGGACUAUGAAGUCAAGCAGAUUGAAAUCGCGAAAAACUACACCAUGCUCGAGUGGCGCGAGGACAUGAAGUAUGUGCUAAAGACGGCUGGGACUGGCGCCCGUCCCCUCGUGUUUCUGUUUAGCGACACUCAGAUCAAGUACGAAUCGUUUGUCGAAGACAUCAACAACAUGCUCAACGCGGGGGAAAUUCCCAACUUGUUUCCGUACGACGAACGCGUCGGGCUGUGCGAAGGCGUGCGGCCGUACGCCAAGGAAAAGUACGGCAAAGCGGCGGGCGACAUGACGCCCACGCAGUUGUAUGCGUUCUUUGUCCAGCGGGUUCGCCAGCAACUGCACAUUGUACUUGCGUGUUCCCCCAUCGGCGACGCGUUUCGAGAUCGGCUGCGCAAGUUUCCGUCCAUGAUCAACUGCUGCACGAUCGACUGGUUUACCGCGUGGCCAGCAGACGCGCUGGUGGCCGUGGCCGAGAAGUUUCUGCGCGACGUGGAAAUGGAGAGCGACGGCAUCCGUCGGGGCAUUGUAGACACGUGUCAGUACUUUCACGUGCAAGUGGAAGAGCUGAGCAGUUUGUUCCUUCGGUGCCUUCGGCGCCAAAACUAUGUGACCCCGACGUCGUACUUGGAGCUCAUCGUAGCGUUCAAGUCGUUCUUGAGCCAACGACGGGACAGCGUCAUGAAGGCCAAGCUGCGGUAUCAAGUUGGGUUGGAGAAGAUUCAAUUUGCCGAAGCCAAUGUCAGCGUCAUGCGCAAAGAACUCGUCGACAUGCAGCCGAUUCUGGACAAAUCCACCAAAGAUACGGCGGUACUCAUGGAAGAGAUUCAGUCGAAACUGCCUGGGGUCGAGAAAACAAGAGCCGAAGUGCAGGCGGAUGUGGCAAUCGCUGACGCGUCCAAGAUGGAAUGUGAAGCCCAAAAGGCAAGCGUUGAGGCUGACCUGGCCGAGGCCGUGCCAGCCUUGGAAGAGGCGCUAAAGGCACUGGACACGAUCAAAGCAUCUGAAAUCAACGAAGUCAAGGCGAUGGCAAACCCCCCUGGAGGAGUGAAACUUGUGUGUGAAGGGGUGUGUGUGAUGCUCGGCAUCAAGCCAAACCGGAUUCCAGACCCAGGGGAUCCCAGCAAGCGCAUCAUGGACUACUGGGGCCCGUCCGUGAAAAUGCUCAGUGACUCGACGUUUAUCCAGCAACUUAAAAAGUUUGACAAGGACAACUUGGACCCGAAAAUCAUGAAGGUGGUUGUGUCCAAAUACAUUGCCGACGAAAACUUUAGCCCGGAAAAGGCGGAAAAGGCCUCCAAAGCCGCGGCGGGGCUGUGUAAGUGGGUUCACGCCAUGGCCCUAUAUGACAACGUCAGCAAGGUCGUGGCUCCGAAACGCGAAGCGUUGGCCACGGCGGAGAAACAACUCCAAGAAACGAUGGCGAGUUUGAAUGAAAAGUUAAGCCGGCUCAAGGAGGUCGAGGAUGGGUUGGCGGGGCUGCAAAAAGCAUUCAAAGACGCAACCGAUUCCAAAGUGUCUCUAGAAGGGCAAAUUGACCUCACGGGCAAAAAGCUCGUGCGUGCGGCCACGUUGAUCGACAGUUUGGGCGGCGAGAAGAUCCGAUGGAAGGAAUUUAGCGCGCAGCUGGCCAUUCAGUACACCAAACUCACGGGCGACGCGCUCAUUUCUGCUGGGAUUGUAGCAUAUCUGGGCCCGUUCACGUCCGUGUAUCGAGCGCAGGCCGUGACUGCAUGGGUCGCACGAUGCAAGACGCUGGCGAUUCCAUGCAGCGACUUGCCGUCCUUGUCUGGGACGUUGGGGGACCCGGUGCAGAUUCGAAAGUGGAAUAUUGACGGCCUACCCACCGACAUGUUUAGCAUAGACAACGGCAUUGUCGUAUUCAACGCGCGACGGUGGCCGCUUAUGAUUGACCCGCAAGGCCAAGCCAACAAGUGGAUUCGCAACAUGGAGAACGACAACGGACUCAACGUGAUCAAACUCACCGACGGCGACUACCUGCGGACGCUCGAGAAUUCCGUGCAGUUUGGUCGCCCCGUGCUGUUGGAAAACAUUGGCGAAGAGCUCGAUCCGAGCUUGGAGCCGUUGCUGCUCAAGCAAACGUUCAAACAAGGCGGGACGUUGUUCAUCCGGCUUGGGGAUGCCAACAUUGAGUACGCCGAGACGUUUCGGUUUUACAUUACGACCAAACUACGCAACCCACACUAUUUGCCUGAAGUGUCGGUCAAAGUGACCCUGCUCAACUUUAUGAUUACGCCGCAGGGGCUGGAAGACCAGCUGCUGGGAAUUGUGGUCGCGCAAGAACGCCCCGACUUGGAAGAUCAAAAGAACAAACUCAUUGUCCAAAGCGCAAAAAACAAGGCGCUGCUCAAAGACAUUGAGGACAAGACGCUGCAAAUCUUGUCGUCGUCCGAAGGCAACAUUCUCGAAGACGAGUCAGCGAUCAACACGAUGAACCAGGGCAAGCAAGUGGCGGAUCAAAUCAAAUCCGAGCAAGUGAUUGCCGAAGCGACCGAGUUGGAGAUCGACACAGUCCGCCAGGGGUACCGUCCCGUGGCCUAUGCGUCGCAAGUGCUCUUCUUUUGCAUCGAUCAGCUGGCCAACAUUGAGCCCGUGUACCAGUACUCGCUAUCGUGGUUUAUCAAUUUGUUCAUCUUGAGCAUACAGCAGAGCGAGCGCAGCGCUGAACUCGCCGAGCGGCUGCACGUCCUCGACACGCACUUUACAUUCUCCCUGUAUCGCAAUAUUUGCCGGUCGUUGCUGGAAAAGGACAAGCUCAUGUUUUCAUUCCUCCUCACCGUGUCCAUCAUGCAAGGUCGGAACGAAAUCGAUGCCGCCGAGUGGUACUUUUUCCUCACGGGAGGCGUUGCCCUCUCUGAUAUUCCGCCCCCCAACCCCUGUGCCGACUGGUUUAGCGAAAAACAAUGGAACGAGCUGGUUCGACUGGCCAACAUGCCGUGCUACCUAGGCCUAGUGGACGAGUUCAAGACGUAUCACGUUGAAUGGAAGGGCAUCUACGACAGCCCGACGGGGCACCUGCUGCCAUUUCCGGGGUCGUUUGCGACUGCGACACCGUUCCGCCGCCUCCUCGGGAUCCGCGUGCUUCGUCCAGACUUGGUCGUGGUGGCGGCCCAGCAGUUUGUCGUGGUGACGAUGGGCGAGUCGUUUGUCAAGCCGCCGCCGUUCGACCUGGCGCUUUGUUAUGGUGACAGCAGCGUCCAGAGCCCUCUCGUGUUUAUCCUGAGCCCCGGCAGCGACCCCAUCAGUUCCGUGCUCAAGUUUGCCGACGCCACCAAGCAAAAGAUCGACACCAUCUCGCUUGGGCAAGGCCAAGGGCCUAUUGCCGAGCGGAUGAUUUCGCUGGCCAUGGAGACAGGCAGUUGGGUCGUGCUGCAGAACUGUCAUCUGGCCCCGUCGUGGAUGCCAACCUUGGAACGGAUCACCGAAGGCAUCAAGGUCGACGCGACGCACCCGACAUUCCGGUUAUGGUGCACGACGUAUCCGUCGCCAGUGUUUCCUCCGUCGGUGCUUCAAAACGGAGUGAAAAUGACCAACGAGCCCCCCCAAGGCCUUCGCGCAAACCUCAUGGGGUCAUACCUAUUGGAUCCGAUCUCCGAGCCAGGGUUUCUCGAGUCUGUCAACAAGGGAGGGGAAUUCCGCAGGUUGCUGUACGCGCUUUGCUUUUUCCAUGCGCUCGUGCGGGAACGUCGUCAGUUUGGACCUCUGGGGUGGAACAUUCAGUACGAAUUCAACGAGUCCGAUUUGCGUAUUUCAACGCGACAGCUCGCCAUGUUUGUCGACGAAAACGACGUCAUUCCGUGGGGCGCUAUUCGGUACUGCACGGGCGAGUGCAAUUACGGGGGUCGCGUGACCGACGACAAGGAUCGCCGGACGUUGGCGUGUUUACUCGGACGCUUUUACACUACCGACGUGCUCCAGGACACGUAUAGCUUUGACGAGCGGCAGCAAUACGUGGUGCCACCAGAUUUGCCCUAUGACGGAUUUAUCACGUUCAUCGAGGGUUUGCCGCUGGUGGCCCCGCCCAAUGUGUUUGGGCUUCAUGACAACGCCACGAUCACAAAAGACCAGAACGAAACGACGAUUUUGUGUGCGAACAUUCUGCGCACGCAGUCGUCAUCAUCGUCUGGCAGCGGUGACGCCAAGGGUUUAAGUCAAGAAGAAACGGUGGACGCGAUGGCUGCCGACAUUUUGGGUCGGCUGCCAGACAACUACGACAUGGAAUUAGCUGCGAUUCGAUACCCCGUCAAGUGGAACGAAAGCAUGAACACGGUGCUGUGCCAAGAACUCGUUCGGUUCAACAAUCUCCUCGCCGUCGUGCGGUUGUCGCUCAAGAAUGUCCGCAAAGCCAUUCAAGGGUUGGUCGUGAUGUCGGCCGAGCUGGAAAACUUGAGCUUGUCGUUGUUUUACGGAAAGAUUCCCGCCAUGUGGAUCGCCAAGUCGUACCCGUCGUUGAAACCGCUGGCGAGUUAUGUGAGUGAUUUGCUCGAACGGAUUUGUUUCUUCAACGGAUGGCUGCAAGACGCGCCCCCGCCAGUGUUUUGGAUCUCGGGCUUUUUCUUUACCCAGGCGUUCUUGACGGGCGCGAAUCAGAACUUUGCGAGGCGGUACACGAUUCCCAUUGAUCAAAUUGCGUUUGACCACGAAGCCAUGCCUCGAUCGGAAUAUGCUGCCGGACCUAAGGAUGGGGUAUAUGUGCGUGGGCUGUUCCUAGAAGGCUGCCGGUGGAAUAAAGUGGAAGGGCAGCUCACGGAAUCCCAGCCCAAGAUUCUGUUUACCAGCGGUCCUGUGCUGUGGUUUCGGCCGUCGAAAAAGAGCGACCUUGUCCCGAAAAAGUCGUACAACUGCCCCGUGUAUAAAACCAGCGAACGCCGCGGCACGCUGUCCACAACCGGACACUCGACCAACUUUAUCUGCUUUAUUCGGCUGCCGACGAACCUUCCCGAGGCACACUGGGUCGCACGAGGCGUGGCGAUGCUUAGUCAGUUGGACGACUAAACCAUUCCUUGUAAUGUACUAGUGUGUUGUUGUGUAC